UGUCAAAGUGACAAUGGGUUUUGAAGUUAUAUCUUUUGCUGUGGCUACAGCUUUUUGGGCAAUAAUAGGAAUCAUCGCCCCUUUAUGUGUUCCAAGAGGUAGAAAUAGAUCGAUAAUCCGUCUCUGCUUGAUCCUCACUGCGAUAUGUUGCUGGUUAUUCUGGUUUUGUGCAUUCGUGGUGCAAAUGAAUCCUCUUCUGGGUCCCAAAAUAGAAAAGGAUCACUACCUUAUCAUGGCCAGAAAUUGGGGAUCUUUUACUCCGGAAUGAUCAAAGCAUCUGUUGAAUUCUACAACAAAUCCAAGCUCAGUGUAAGGGAGCCGGAACCUUUUAAUUAUAAGUGCCACCAUUCAAAAAAGAAGUUUUAUGAAUAAAAAAAUUU
Molecule: messenger RNA, 380 nt
Organism: Harmonia axyridis
Lineage: Eukaryota; Metazoa; Arthropoda; Insecta; Coleoptera; Coccinellidae
Product: V-type proton ATPase subunit e-like
Exons: 4
Coding region: 14-268 (84 amino acids)
Biological process (GO): proton transmembrane transport
Cellular component (GO): proton-transporting V-type ATPase, V0 domain; plasma membrane proton-transporting V-type ATPase complex
Molecular function (GO): proton-transporting ATPase activity, rotational mechanism
Source: RefSeq, a predicted model, not a curated record